Linum trigynum is the source of this 1102-nucleotide messenger RNA. NCBI's taxonomy places the organism in Eukaryota, Viridiplantae, Streptophyta, Magnoliopsida, Malpighiales, Linaceae. The record is from the annotation of a GenBank genome assembly.
CUCAAUGCCCGGUUUGCUGGGAUAGUUCGGAAUCUUUGGAGCAUCUGUUCCUUUAUUGUUCGGUGGCCCGGGCCCUCUGGGAUUACUCAGGGUUGGACUAUCUGGGUGAGGGAUUGCCUCGUCAAACGUUUCCUUUGUUCCUCAAAAAGCUAUUGACCUUGAUCAAUCAACCAACUGUGUUUAUGGCGGUGGUUGCCAUCCUCUGGCGGAUCUGGCGGUCUCGGAAUUGGGUGGUUUUCGAGGAAAAACAAUUUGGGAUCCAAGUGUUGAUGCGCCAGUUCGUUCAGCAAUAUGAGGAAUGGAUUCGGUUGCCUGCCCGUUCCAUCUCGCAAGGCCCUCCUCCUAGCUCAGAUCGAGCGAACACUGACAGUGACCCGCGUAUGAUCUGUCGGUGGGACGGGGCCACCAGGAGGGGGUCUCACUCGGCUGGGGGCAUGGUCCUGGUGUAUCCUACAGGUGGGAUCAGUUUGGCUGCAGGUGUGCAAUUCCCAGUUAUUGAUGACCCGAUGGUUGUGGAGCUGUUGGUGCUUAGGGAGGCGGUGAUUUGGUGUAGCGGGCUGGGGCUUACUGAUGUGAGGUUUGAAGGUGAUGCCAAAGUCAUUAUUGAUAAGCUCAAUCGGGGGGACCUUGGAGAUAAGAGGAUGGGUGCUGUUCUUGAAGAAAUUUAUAAUUGUCUCCAGACCCAGUCAGGUUAUAGUGUUCGGUUUGUAGGUUGGCGUAGUAAUAGGGUAGCCCAUAUGGUGGCUAGAAAAGCCCUUUCUCUGUACUCCACCAUUAGCCGUUCCUUUGAUUUCCAGACCUGGCUGAAUUCCAGGGUGUAACUGUCUAUUUUGUGAAUCAAUAUAAGACUAGCUUUUACCCGACCCGUUGGUCGGAUGAAUUUUUUUUAAAGGUUUGAUGUUAAUUAAUUAUUUCAUAUUUUUAAAUAAUUUGGGAUUGUUUAAAUUAUGUAUUGACAAUUCAAAAAUAAAAUUUGUGCUAUUUCUCAAUUGUGACAUUAGUGAUAAUUAGUUCAUAUAUAUUUGUGUUGAUUAGGUCAUCCUUAGAUUAAAACUAUCUAUAUUUUUAUUUCCAUAUUUCAUAAGAAAUUUGCACUUCUUAU